UUCAUCAUGGGCCUCAAUGGUCUUCAUCUUCUGCCUCUUCUUCUGCUCUCCCAAGGAGUUCAUCUUGUUCACGGACGUUGUGCCAGUAAUGAGUUCCAGUGCACCAGUGGGCAAUGCAUUAACCUAGAAUGGAGGUGCGAUGGGACCAAAGACUGUGCGGAUGACUCUGAUGAGCUGAACUGCCCACCACCAGCAUGCAACUCGCAGGAAUUCAAGUGUGUGACGAGCGGUGAAUGCAUCUCACUGGGAUUCGUCUGUGACGGGGAGGAAGACUGCAUCGACGGGUCCGAUGAGCAGAGAACCUGUGGUGGACGCACCUGCAAGCCGGACCAGUUCACCUGCCAGGAGGGCCAGUGCAUCCCCAGCAAAUACAGAUGUGACCAUGUGAGGGACUGCGUGGACAACUCUGAUGAAAACAACUGCAAUUAUCCACAGUGCACUCAGAAGACAUGCGCUAACGGAGCCUGUUACAAUAACUCUCAGCAUUGCAAUGGGCUACAGGACUGCAGAGAUGGAUCCGAUGAGUUCAACUGCACCACCCACCACUGUCCCAUCCACCAGUUCGAAUGUAGGAACGGCUUCUGUAUCCCACUUUCGUUUGUGUGCGACCACUGGGAUGACUGUGGUGAUAACAGUGAUGAGCAAGACUGUGAAUAUUCAAGCUGCAGCGGCAGUGAGUUCACUUGCUCCAGCGGCCGCUGCAUUCCUCAGACCUGGGUGUGUGACAAGUUCAACGACUGUGGAGACUUCAGUGAUGAGAGGGGAUGUGAUAGCGACUCCCGGGACUGUUACCCCGGUGAGUGGGGAUGCCCAGGCUCAACGGCAUGCGUACCAGUGGCUAAAGUGUGUGACGGCAAACCCGACUGUCCCGGAGGAACAGAUGAGACCAACGCCACAGCGCAGCAAACAUGCGGCCUGGACCGCUGCUCCGCCUUGAGCUGCGAGUAUCUCUGCCACCCUUCUCCCCAGGGCGGUGCCUGUUACUGCCCUGAAGGAUUUAUAGUAGCCAACGACAGCCGCUCCUGCGUAGACUAUAAUGACUGUGAGAUCUGGGGGAUCUGUGACCAGCUCUGCGAGGAUCGUCCUGGGACGCACCACUGUAGCUGUGCAGACGGCUUCUUCUUGGAGCAGGGUCACAUCUGCAAAGCCAACGUGUCAGCUGGGCUGCCACAGCUCAUUUUUACCAACGGGGGUGAUGUGAUGAUGGCUGACAUCCACGGACGCUUUGUCAGGACUCUGGUGCCGGCACAGGGCAGAGGUUAUGCUGUAGGUGUGGCCUACAACAUUAGAAGUAAUUUAGUCUUCUGGAGCGAUACAAAUACCAAAAAGGUUUAUUCUGCCAACUAUAACGGGGAAAAUAUUAAGGAAAUUCUGACCACCGCAGUCCCGAAUGUCCAGAACCUCGCAGUGGACUGGGUCAACUCCAAACUCUAUGUCCUGGACGCCAGUCUGGAGCGAAUCGAUAUGUGCGACUUCGAUGGAGCGAAUCGAGUCACGCUGGUGGCGGAAAACCUGGAGACUCCUCACGGCCUCGCCCUGGACCCUACCGUUGGCUACAUGUUCUUCACGGACAUGGGUGUCAGCCAGGAGAAGACCAAGCUGGAGCGGGCCUUCAUGGAUGGCAGUAACCGCGUGGAGCUCGUCAAAAGCAGGCUGGGUACCCCCACCGGGAUCACCCUGGACAUCAUAACAAAGAGGAUUUACUGGUCCGACAGCCACUUUGACACCGUGGAGACAGUCACAUACAGUGGUUUGGACAGGAAAAUAGUCCUCAACGGUGCAACGCAGUCUCCGCAUCCUUUUGGGAUGGCUGUGUUCGAAAACCACGUCUUCUUCACCGACUGGUCCAAGAUGGGGGUGAUCAGAACGAAUCGCUUUAACGGCAGCGACCCAACACUCCUCUACCGGACAGCCAGUCGUCCAGGGCACGUCGUCGUCUCACACCCUGUCGUGCAGCCUUUUGUGAUGAACCCAUGCGGCAGACACAACGGCGGCUGCCAGCACAUCUGCGUGUUGAGUCACCGCUCAGACAACGACGGUUUGGGCUUCCGCUGUAAGUGCCGCUACGGUUUUGAUCUGCAGUCGGACCGUCGGAGCUGCUUCAAGGUGAAGGACUACUUGUUGGUGGCCUCCUCUCUGGCCGUGCGAGGAAUCCCGCUGAACUUAUCCCUCCAGGAAGACAUCACCCUUCCUCUUAGUGGACUCGGAUCCUCCUUUUCUGGCUCCGCCGUGGAAUUUGAUGGGAACGAGGAGGCUGUGUUUUACAACGACAGGUCCAAAGGACUGGUUUACAAGUCAAACCUCAAUGGCACCGGUCAGCAGAUCUUGACCGGCAACAGAGUGGGAAUUGCUGAUGCGAUGGCUUAUGACUGGACCUCCAAGGUUUUGUUCUGGACCACGUCGACUUACAGGGCGGUGGUGGCCUUCAGAGUCACAGACAAGUCCAGGAGAGACAUUGUUACAGGGCUGAGAUACCCAAAGGGUAUUGCAGUGCAUCCGAGUGCUGGAUACUUGUUCUGGUCUGACUGGUAUCGUCCAGCCGUCAUAAUGAAAGCCUUCACUGACGGCAGCAAUGCGGUUCCUCUGGUCAACACAACACUGGGGUGGCCGUACGGACUCGCUCUUGAUUAUACGAUGGACAGGUUGUACUGGGUGGAUUCCCUUCUCGAUCAGGUCGGCCACAUCAGCAUCGAAGGAACCGACCGACAGACGUUUACCAGCAUUGGCCAGAUAACUCAGCCGUACUCUUUGACAGUUUAUUCAGACUACCUGUACAUAUCUGAUACAAGGACUAGGGCAAUAUUUGAGAUGAGGAAGAGGGACGCAGGAGGAAGCAUCAUGAUCAGACAAGGAGUCACCGGCAUAAUGAACAUCAAGGCCUACACAGCCGACCUCCACAGCACCCUCUCCAGCCGCUGUAACAAGGUCCCCAACGGACUCUGCAGCCACUUCUGCUUCCCCACUCCCUCCUUCAGCCGGGUGUGCGGCUGUCCCUACGGCAUGAAGCUUCAGGACAACCAGAGGGACUGCGUCAAGGACGAUUCCGUCCCUCCACCUGACAACUGUGGCGAGUACGCCUUUGAAUGCGACGAAGGACGCUGCAGGCCCAACUCUUACCGCUGCGAUGGCGUUUUCGAUUGUGUGGACAAGACCGACGAGGCCAACUGCACCGAUGCAGGAGCGACGUGCUCUCCGUAUGCCUUCACCUGCAAAAACAAGCGCUGCAUAUACUCCAGCUGGCGGUGUGACGGCCUCGACGACUGUGGAGACGGCUCAGACGAGCUUAACUGUCCCACUCGUGUCCCGAGCACCUGUGCGUCUUCCUACUUCACCUGUGCUAACCACAGGUGCAUCUCCAAAAAUUGGGUGUGCGACGGCGACAACGACUGCGGGGACGGCUCUGAUGAGCAAAACUGCAAUUCAACCAUCACCACAUGCCCUCCCGGCUACUUCCUGUGUCCGGACCACCGUUGUAUCAGCAACUACUAUGUGUGUGAUGGGGACCAGGACUGUUUGGAUGGCUCCGAUGAGAACAACUGUGAGUUCUCCUGUCAGUCCUAUGAAUUCGCUUGUGCCAGCGGCGACCAGUGUGUCAGCUCCUACUAUCGUUGCGACGGCGCGUUCGACUGCAGGGACCAUUCAGACGAGCGGGACUGCCCAACUCGAGGUCCGGGCCUUUGCCACGACGACGAGUUCCAAUGCCAGACCGACGGUUUCUGCAUUCCAGACGAAUGGGAGUGCGACGGCCAUCCAGACUGCGAGGACGGCUCCGAUGAACACAACACGUGCCCGGCUGUCACCUGCAGCUCCUACUACUUCCAAUGCGCCAAUAAAAUGUGCAUCCCAACGAGCUGGGUGUGCGACGGUGAAAAUGACUGUCGGGACAUGAGCGACGAACAGAACUGCCCCACCCCUCCCUUCAGCUGUCCGUCCGGACAGUGGCCGUGCCCCACCGACCAGGUGUGCAUUGACCUGGACAAGGUGUGCGACGGCCAAAGAGACUGUCCUAACGGAGCAGACGAGUCACCGGUCUGCAACCAAGAUGACUGUGCACUGAACAACGGAGGAUGCAGUGACGGUUGUAUCCAGGGACCAUUUGGAGCGCAGUGUACCUGCCCACCAGGGUUUCAGCUCCUCAAUGACUCCAAGACGUGUGACGACAUCAACGAGUGCCUGAUCCCCGGAUUCUGCAGCCAGCAGUGCUUCAAUGAGAGGGGAAGCUUCAGGUGCCACUGUUCAGACGGUUACCUCUUAGAGCCCGAUGGACGCACAUGCAAGGUUACAGACCCACAGGCUGCUGUACUGCUGGUAACAAAACGCAGCCAGAUCCUCUCCAACAGGCUCAUCAUGAGACCACCCGUGAUCCAACCAGUGGUCACGGGUUCAGGCAUCGUCACUGUGGACUUUGACCGCGAGACUUCCAGAAUCUACUGGGCUGAUGCCACUCAGAAAAAGAUAUGGAGAGCCUUUCAGAAUGGAACAGAAAAACGAGAGGUGUUUUCCAGCGGUUUGAUGGUACCAGAGAGUAUCGCCGUGGACUGGGUGGGUCGGAAUCUUUACUGGACCGACUCUGUGCUGGAAAACAUCGAGGUUUCCACUCUGGACGGUCAGUAUCGGAAGGUCCUCUUAAACAAAAACAUAACCAGCCCCCGUGGACUUGUUUUAGAUCCCCGCAACCACACCUACCUGAUGUUCUGGUCCGACUGGGGUCAGAACCCCCGAAUUGAGCAAGCCAGCAUGGACGGAGCUGCGAGACGAGUAAUUGUCAGCACCAAGGUCUAUUGGCCCAAUGGUUUAGCGCUGGAUUACACCACCCGCAGAGUCUACUUUGCAGAUGCUUACCUGAGAUAUAUUGACUACUGCGAUUACGAUGGUAAAAACCGCCAUCAGGUCAUGGCAAGUGACAUGGUUCUCCAGCACCCACACGGUAUGACCAUUUUCGAGGACAGCGUCUACUGGUCGGAGCGCUACACCAGCAAGGUGAUGAGUACCAACAAGUUCCACGGUGGAAACAUCACAGUUCUUUUCAACAAUAUCUACCAGCCAAUGGGUAUCGUUAUGGACCAUCCAAUCAAACAGCCAGCAGCCAUCAACCCUUGCCGAGAGCACCUUUGCACACAGCUGUGCCUGCUGUCUACCCUGAGACCGAGGUACUACACCUGCCACUGUCAGUCUGGCUGGAAGCUGGAUUCAGACAAACGCACCUGCAUCAAAGACGAUUCUCCCUUCUUGAUGGUGGUCAGGGACUCUGUGAUCUUUGGCAUUCCUCUGGACCCAACUGACCCAUCCAACAAUGCCAUGGCUCCCAUAUCUGGCAUCAACCAGGGACAAGACGUUGACUUUGAUGACCAGGAGCAGUAUGUCUAUUGGGUGCAGAGCCCCGGUUCAAUUUGGCGAAUCAAAACCAACGGCAGUGACAGAGAUCAGUUUGCUCCGGCUGCUUACAUGGGCUCGCCAUCUGGUCUGGCCUUUGAUUGGAUAAGCCGAAUAAUGUAUUACACUAAUCCCACCAGCCGGACCAUUGAAGUUAUCCGCGUAGAUGGAGAUGAGAAAUACAGGAAAACAAUAAUCGCCUCCACUGGCAAACCAGAGGGAGCAGGAGAGCCUUUUGGAAUUGCACUGGAUCCAGCCCGGGGGAAGCUGUUUUGGACAGACAAAGGGUCAGAUAGUGGCGUUCCUCCAAAGGUUGGCAGCGCUGAUAUGGAUGGAGGCAACCUGAAGACGCUUUACACCGGGAACCUGGCGAACAUUGGCUUUCUCGCUGCCGAUAUCUCCACCAUGAAACUGUACUGGGGAGUUUCAGGGUCAGGGGUGAUUGAAUCCGGCACCAUGGAUGGAGUGACUCGUGUCACAGUGGUCAGCGGCCUGUCCCAUCCGUGGGGGCUUACAGUCCACCAGAACCACCUCUACUACACCGACCUGGACUAUGAGGUCAUUGAGAGGGUGGACAAGGAAAAUGGAGCCAACAUGGUGGUGAUGCGGAGCGGCAUGUCCGGCCUGCACGCCAUAAAAGUCCAUGCUCGGGACAACUCAGCAGGAACUGCAAAUGGCUGUAGCUCCAACAACGGAGGCUGUCCGCACCUCUGUCUUCCCAAACCUGGAAAUCAGAAGACCUGUGCCUGCACCACAGGAUUUUACCCCUCUCCUGACGGUGCCCGCUGUGAAGAGUACGAAUCGUUCGCCGUCGUCGCCACAACCAAGUACAUCCGUGGCUUCCACAUAAACAGCUCGGACCACUCUGAGGCAAUGGUGCCCGUUGGCCGAUCGAUUUAUUCCACUAAGAAUUUGCUGGACCUCCACAUUGAAUCGGGCUUUAUUUACUGGAGUGAGGACAGCAGCUACUCGUCAUACAGGGGCAUCUUCAGGGCCAAAACGGAUGGAGGAGGUUACAGCCGUGUCAUCGAUUCGGGCGUUGGUGUAGGAGGCGUUCAGGGACUGGCCGUAGACUGGGUUGCAGGCAAUCUGUACUUCACCAAUGCCUUUGAAAAAGAGACCUUCCUGGAGGUGCUGGCCAUCAACUCCACCUACCGAAUGGUUCUCCUCAGGAGUUUCGAGGACCAGCCCAGGGACCUGGCGGUCAGCCCCAAACUCCGCUACCUCUUCUGGGCGGAUGGUGGCCAAUCGCCCAAAAUUGAGCGUGCCCUGCUGGACGGGACAAAUCGCACUGUUUUGGCAUCUGAGAGCCUUGCGUCACCUCGAGGUCUAACUGUUGAUUAUACCAAUAACUUCCUCUACUGGACUGACGAUGUUCUUGACAUGAUCUCCCGCAUGGCCGCGGAUGGGACGGAGCGGCAGAUCAUCCGCUACGGAAGCCGCUAUCCGUCUCCAACAGGAUUGGCUAUUUUUGGAAACUACAUGCUGUGGGUGGAUAAGAAGCUUGAAAAGCUUUUCCAGGCCAGUAAGGAUCCGGCCAAUACUAACCAGCCAGAAGUAAUACGGGACAGCCUAGAGGGGCUGAUGGACGUCACCGUCUUCGACUCUCACGUUCAGCCCACCUCCGCCAACCUGGUGGGCUUCAACCCCUGCCAGGAAAACAACGGACGCUGCCAGCAGCUCUGCUUCGCCAUUCCCGACCAGGAGAAACCCAAAUGCGGCUGCGCUCACGGCUCGCUCCUUAGUAACGGAGUAUCGUGCGGUUACGGCCUGGAUGAGUUCCUAGUCUUCACCACGGACUACACGGUGAAUAGUCUGAGAUUAGACCCAGCGGAUCACAGCGUUCCCUACCCGACCGUCAACUUGGGCUACAACGUUCUGGCGCUGGAUUACGACUUUAAGGGGAAGCGGAUUUUCUUCACCCAGUCGAUGGGAAUCGGUCGGAGCAGGAUUGGCUACAUCUCAACGACAUCCAUCACCAGCCCUCCUGUAAUCUUGGCCUCCAACCUGGAUGACCCAGACGGGUUGGCUUAUGAUUGGAUCCACAAGCGUCUCUACUUCACCGACUACUAUAGGCGUAAUGUCCAGUCGAUUGGGCUGGACGGGCAGAACCGCUCAGUAAUUGUUCACGCAAACCGUCCCAGGGGCAUCAUCGUUGACCCGUGCUACGGUUACUUGUACUGGACCGACUGGGGCACUCCGGCUAAGAUUGAGAGGGCAACGCUGGGUGGGAAUUUCAGGACCUCCAUCAUCAACGACAGUCUGACGACGCCGAAUGGCCUGUCUAUAGACUAUGAGGAGAGGAUGCUCUACUGGGCUGAUGCAGGGCUCGACAAGAUCGAACGGGCCACCCUGGACGGCAGGAACCGACAGGUGAUCGUGCAGGGAGUCCAGUACCCGUUUUCCAUGACCGUGUUCCAGCAGGACAUCUUCUGGACGGACUGGACAGAGCGGGCGGUGUUCAGGGCAGGAAAGGACGACGGCUCUGGCUUUGCGGUGCUGGCCCAGGACAUGCAGUAUCGACCCAAUGACAUCCACGUCUAUUCAGGCUCUAAGCAGGAGGUGUGCUCCAGCUUCUGUCAGCAGUUCAACGGAGGUUGUAGUCACAUCUGUGUUUCAGGUCCUGUGGGACCUGAAUGCCAGUGUCCUCAUGAGGGGAGCUGGUACCUCGCAAAUAAUGGCAAAGACUGCAUCAAAGACACGGGGAAACGAUGUCAGCCUGAACAGUUCACCUGUCUGAACGGGAACUGCAUUUCAACACGGUGGAAAUGUGACGGUUUCAACGACUGCCAGGAUAACUCUGAUGAGCUGGAGAGAGUGUGUGCUUUCCACACCUGCUCGUCCUUGGACUUCACCUGCGACAACGGUCGCUGCGUCCCGAUGAGCUACGUCUGCGACUACACCGAUGACUGCGGCGACAACAGCGAUGAGCGGGGCUGCGCCUUCCCCACAUGUAACCCGGCAACGGAGUUCACCUGCUCCAACGGACGCUGCAUCAACUCCGACUUCGUCUGCGACGGCCGCAACGACUGUCGGGACAACGCUACGUCUGAUGAAAUCAACUGCCCUGACCGCAUAUGUCCAACUGGUCAGGUCAAGUGUGAACGCAACAAUAUCUGCAUCUACCCUGAAAACCUGUGUGAUGGUUUUAACAACUGUGGCGACAACAGCGACGAGAAUCCCCUCUUUUGUGCUGGACGAACAUGCGCCUCCGAUCAGUUCCGUUGUGAUGAAGGAAAGUGCAUUCCUCAGUCGUGGGUCUGUGACUCCAUCACUGACUGCAACGACAAGACCGAUGAACCGCCUUCUUGUGAGGACAUAGUCAGAACAUGCGCUGCGGAUCAGUUCACGUGUAGCAACGGGAACUGCAUCGUUCAAUCAAUGGUUUGUGACGGCAACAACGACUGCUGGGACAACAGCGACGAAGUUCCAGAGCUGCAGUGUGGCGAGCGCACCUGCAGCUCCAGCCAGUUCACCUGUCCUACCUGGUACCCGGGCCAUCCACGCUGUGUGCCACAGAACUCUGUGUGCGACGGGGAGAAAGAUUGCGCCAACGCAGCUGAUGAGCUCCAGAACUGUCCCAACCGGACCUGCCACAUGAACGAGUUCGCCUGCGCUAACGGGCUCUGCAUCCUCAUCCCCUACCACUGCGACCGCGUGAACGACUGCGGAGACGGCAGCGACGAGCUGAACUGUAAGUACGACACCUGCAGCAGCAGCCAGUUCACCUGCGGCAACGGGGCCUGUAUCCCAGCCUUCUACACCUGCGACGGGGAUAACGACUGCCUGGACGGUUCAGACGAGGCGGACAGCUUGUGUGUCACGCCACAGCCGACCUGCUCGCCCCAGCAGUACCUGUGCGGCUCAGGAGAGUGCAUUGACCUCCAUAAGGUGUGCAACGGGCAGAAGGACUGCCAGGACAACAGUGAUGAAAAAGGCUGCGGAGUCAACGAGUGCCUCAACCCACACGUCCACCAGUGCGCUCAGCUCUGCACGGACACCCUCACCGGCUAUUACUGCUCCUGCAACCCAGGCUACCGUCUUAUGCCCGACGGCAAAGCCUGCGAGGACCUGGAUGAGUGCACCGACACGCCGGCUGUGUGCAGUCAAAUCUGCGAGAACGCCGUUGGCUCGUACCACUGCAAAUGUGCUCCGGGCUACAUCCGCGAACCCGACGGGCGCACCUGUCGUCAGAACAGCGGCAUCCCCUCAUACCUGCUGUACACCAAUCGCUACUACAUCCGUUAUUUAUAUGUCGACGGGACAAAAGCUGGUAUCGCGCUGCAGGGGCUGUCCAACGUGGUUGCUGUAGAUUAUGAUGACUAUGAGAAGUGGAUUUAUUGGCUGGACGUGGGUGCAGGGAAGAUUGAGAGAAUGCGUUUUGAUGGCAGCGGCAGGGAGACGCUGGCGGAUCACAAUAUCGGAGGAGCUGAAGGCCUGGUUGUUGACUGGGUGGGCAGGAAGCUCUACUGGGUGGAUAGUUACUACAGCUCAAUUCAUGUGAUGGAGUUGGACGGGCGCUACCAGAAGAAGCUGGUGACUGGAGAGUUCAAAAAUGGAAAUGAGACAUAUUUCAUCAGCCGACCACGUGCUGUGGCCGUCAACCCCAAAUAUGGGUGGCUGUACUGGACCGACUGGGGAGACAAAGCGUACAUCGGCAGAGCCGGCAUGGACGGAAGAAACGUCAGCGCCAUUAUCACCACCAAGCUGGAGUGGCCCAAUGCUCUGACCAUCGACUACACCACCAAUAAAAUCUUCUUUGCUGAUUCGCAUCUCAACUUUUUGGACUUUGCAGACAUGGACGGCCAGAACCGGCACCGGGCCAUUGCCGGCACUCUUCCCCAUGUGUUUGCUGCCUCCCUGUUCGAAGACUGGAUCUACUGGACGGACUGGAACACUCACACUAUAGAGAGAGCGCACAAGUACACUGGCGAGCAGCGCACCGUCAUGGGGAACAACACCCAUCGGCCCUACGACAUCCGAGUCCACCACCCCUACAGACAGCCAAGAAGUGAGAACCCUUGCUCUUCACAUCAUCUUACCUGCAGUCAUCUGUGCCUGAUCAGUCCUGGAGGUCAGCGUGCCUUCUGCGAGUGUCCUGAUCACUUCAUUGGCUUAGCUGUGGGAUUUAAGAUCCAGUGUGUGGCGGACUGCUCCAGCACCCAGUUCCGCUGUGGAGACAAUGAGAAAUGCGUACCGAUAUGGUGGAAGUGUGACGGCCAAUCAGACUGCGGCGACGGCUCAGACGAACCUCAGACCUGUCCGCCUCGAUAUUGCCCCGUCGGCCAGUUCCAGUGUCAGGAUGGGAACUGCACCUUCCCCGGUUUCCUCUGCGACGGCCACCCGGACUGUCCUGACAGCUCAGACGAGGACGCUGCUCUCUGCAGUGAUCAUCGAUGUGAGGUCAACCAGUUCCAGUGUAAAAACAAGAUGUGCAUCCCUGUGUCCUGGCACUGCGAUGGAAUAAAUGACUGCUCAGACGGCAGCGAUGAGGACGCACAGACUUGUGCUCAGAGGACCUGCCGACCAGGAGAGUUCAAAUGCGCAAACGGCCGCUGUCUACCGUCGAGCUAUGUGUGCGAUGCCCAGGACGAUUGUGGCGACGGGUCAGACGAGCCGUAUGAAAUCUGCAUGGGUCCAGACUACAAGUGCGAUGAGGACACCGAGUUCUCCUGCAAGACAAACUACCGCUGCGUGCCUCAGUGGGCCCGCUGCGACGGCACAAACGACUGCCUGGACAACAGCGACGAGGAAGGCUGCGAGGAGCUGACCUGUGACCCUCUGGGAGAUUUCCGCUGCGACAACCAUCGCUGUGUUCCCAUACGAUGGAAGUGUGACGGCACCAACGACUGUGGCGACGGCUCAGAUGAGAGAAACUGUGAGCCAAGGUCUUGCACUGAGAGCGAGUUUCGAUGCGACAACGCUCAAUGCAUUCCUGGAAGGUGGCGGUGCGACCACGAUAACGACUGUGGGGACAAUUCGGAUGAACGAGACUGCGAGCUGCUGACGUGUCGCCCGGGCUUCUUCCAGUGUGACUCCGGUCACUGCAUCCCCACGGCGCUGCAGUGUGACGGCCGGGCCGACUGUCUGGAUCUGUCCGACGAGACCAGCUGUCCCACUCGUUACCCAGGGGGCCGAUGGUGUCCUCCGAGUCAGUUCCAGUGUGCGAAUCGGCUGUGUGUGCAUCAGAGCUGGGUGUGUGACGGCGUCGACGACUGCGGCGAUCGCUCCGAUGAAGUCCUCAGUCUUUGCUUGAACAUCACCUGUGAGAUGCCGUCGCGGUUCCGCUGUGCCAACGGUUACUGCAUCUACUCCGGCCUGCUCUGCAAUAUGAAGGAUGACUGUGGAGAUGGCAGCGAUGAAAAGGAAGACCUCUGCCGGGAGCCCACCCUGCCCCCCUGCACCCUGGAAGAAUUCAAAUGCACCAACGGACACUGUGUGGCCCUGCCGUAUGUCUGCGACCACAAUGACAACUGCGGGGACCGUACAGAUGAAAUGGGCUGCAAUUUUGGCCAAGAUCGGAACUGCGAUGAGAAGCUGUGUCAGCACGAGUGCACCAACCUGAACGGCACUGGCUUCAUCUGCUCCUGCAAGUCCGGAUAUGAAGUGGACCCAGACAGCACCUACAACUGCCUCGACAUUGACGAGUGUAAAGAGUUUGGCACCUGUCCUCAGGUCUGUAAGAACACUAAAGGCAGCUACGACUGCGAGUGCGUGUCUGGCUACAGGAAAGUGGGUGACGGCAAGAUGUGCGAGGCUGAAGGAGCCGCUCCUCUGCUGCUGCUCCCCGAGAGCAUCCGGAUCAGGAGGUUCAACCUGCAGACAGAGACCUACCACGACUUCCUCCAGGAGGAGGAGCGCAUCAUGGCCCUGGACUACGACUGGGACCACAACAGCACCGGAUUCAGCAUGGUGUACUUCACUGUUGCUGGCAAGGACGCUGAACCCGGUGCCCUUAAGAGAGCGUACAUACCUUCGGUGGAUGAUGGCAGCAAUAACAUCGCUGCUGCGGUUGACCUCGGCAUCAAAUACAUCACAUCACCAGAUGGCAUCGCUGUGGACUGGGUGGGCAGAAACCUUUACUGGGCAGAUUCCAGGGUGAAAAGGUUAGAAGUGGCCAUGUUGGACGGACGCUACAGGAAGCAUCUGGUUAAGACCGAUUUGGGGUACCCAUCUGCUGUGGCGGUCAACCCUCGACUCGGAAUGCUGUACUGGGCAGACCGAGGGGAUGCAGCUAAGAUCGAGUGUUCCUGGUUGGACGGACAGGAGAGAAAGGUUCUGGUGGCCGACGGCCUGGGUUGGCCCACCGGCCUCUCGAUCGACUACACCAACGGAGACAGGAUUUACUGGUCAGACUCCAAGGAAAGCCGCAUCGAGUCUGUCCUGCCUUCAGGAGAGCAACGCAGAACGGCGGUUUAUCUUGAUGUGAGGAACCCCUUCAGCGUGUGCGUGUUUGAGGACCACGUCUACUGGAGCACGCAGGAGAAAGGCGAGGUGUUUCGACAGGACAAGUUCGGCCGCGGAGACAAAGUGAAACUGCUGACCGCUGGACCCUGGCUGACUCAGAUCUCUGUGUACCAGCAGCAGAGAUACAACUCCAUGGCCGUGAAAAAUCCUUGUAAAGGAACCUGCAGCCACCUGUGUCUGCUCCGGCCGGGAGGCUACAGCUGCGCCUGUCCCGAGGGCACCAGCUUCAUCGCCGGCAGCAAGACAGAAUGUGACGCCGGGUUUGAUCCGCCACCCACCAUGCCGCCACCAUGCCAGUGCCAAAAUGGAGGCACCUGCUACUUCGAUGACAACAAGGCUCUUUGCAAAUGUCCUCCUGAGUGGAACGGAGACUUCUGCCAGACCAACAUAUAUGACGUGGUUGCAUCCUCAGUUGGGAUAGCCAUCGGGGUGACGGCGCUGAUCGUGGCCCUGCUGCUUGCUCUGGUCUACGUCUCCAGGAAGAAGUCCAACCUUAUGGAGAGGCUGCAGGGCAGCUUGCCCAGCAUGCCCAGUAUGCCCAGCAUGCCAUCCAUGCCCAAUUUUUCAGGCUUCAGGAGGGGAUUCACCCAAAAUGGACCAACAACACAAGAUGAAUCCAGGCAGAACUUGGAUACGGUUCCCUGCAUCUCUGUGUCCAUGGUUGACACGGAGGCGAAGAGCUUCGACAACCCGGCGUACGAAGCCGAAGGGCCGCUCGGCUCUAACAGCAGGGCGGCGGCCGCCUCCGCUCCUGCUGAAACAAACCAGGAGAACGUGAUUAACCCCCUUUAUGUGGAGGCUGGUCAAGCUGUUGGCGAUCCCACACCAACUUCAUCCAAACCUGCCAUUUCUCCCAAGGAGGCUGCCGGCCCAGCUGCAGAGGACGGUGACGCUGCAUCGAGCUCACAGGUAGCCAUGGAGGAGAUCAAAGCUGCUCAGGAUACGGCUUCAGUCUCGUUCCAGAAUCCCAUCUACACGGAGUACCAACAUGAGCCUGCCUCUGACUCCGACGUUUGAGACGACCUCGGCGCUUCUUGGCUGAUGGGGUGACGUUCCAGGCUCUGAAAUCCACCUGAAGACAUGAAUACACAGCCCCAACAAACUUAAAACGAACAAAUCUAGCUACAAACCUUGUAAAAGAGAAAAGAAAUAUAGUAUUUUGUGGCACCUUUAGAUGUAACUUAACUUCAGUGAAGGUAUUUGUAUGAAAAUGAUCAGAAAAAAUGUGAUUUGUUAUUACUAGAAUUAGUCUGGCUGAGAGAAUACAGGAAAUCAAAGCUUUUAAACUUUCAUGAUUUGGAGUUUAUAUCUUUUUAUUUUGUAAAUUUCUUUUAUUAAACUGCU
Molecule: messenger RNA, 14184 nt
Organism: Fundulus heteroclitus (mummichog)
Lineage: Eukaryota; Metazoa; Chordata; Actinopteri; Cyprinodontiformes; Fundulidae
Gene: lrp2b
Product: low density lipoprotein receptor-related protein 2b
Exons: 81
Coding region: 7-13857 (4616 amino acids)
Molecular function (GO): protein binding; calcium ion binding
Source: RefSeq, a predicted model, not a curated record